AUGCGCAACUCAAUCGCCCUCAGCUCGGGCCUGGCCCGCCUCUCGACCCCUCAAACCCCCCGUCGAUCGUUCGUAACCACCGCCGCAAAGAGUCUCGCCGCCGCUACUUCAUGUCCAGCAUCUGCGCCGCCGCUGAAUCCGCGAUGGCUUUCUGAGCUGCAGUCGCGCAUCAAGCGGUGCGCCGGACUCGACCUCAGCGGGCAGCAGAAGGAGGAGCUGACGGCUCUGCGGAAGGCUGUCGAUGGGCAGUGGUUGGAGUUGCUCGCUGGACGGGAGGGAUUCCUCACGGGACCUGGGAUGCAAUGCUCGCUCCCCGAAGACACCAUGAAUCUCAAUCUCACAUCCAUAGGUCAUGUAAACAAUGUCGUUUACAACAAGUACGCCGAGUCGGCGCGGGUCAACUGGCUUCGUAACUUUGCGACGACGGUGGAUCCUGAGCACAAGCAUGAGUGGGACCAGCUCAUGAGCCCGAAGGGCAUUGGCCUCAUCAUGAGAAGCAUCAAGACGGACUACAAGUUUGUAAGUGUCACUCUUAUCAACUUGAACCAACAGGCAUUUGAGGUCGCUAUAUCCUUUAGUGCCACAGCGAUUGAGUCAGAAAUACCUGAAUCGCCCACACUGACAAACCUCCUCAAUUUGAAGCCAAUGGCCUACCCAGACCACGUGACGGUCCUCCAUAAGCUCGCUUCCAAGCCGACAUAUGAAUCAGACUUCAUCCUACUCGAGGCCCUUCUUAUCUCCGACGGUCACCGCCGCCCUGCCGCCCGCUGCUUCGAGGAUAUUGUGGUCUACGACUACAAGACCGCUAAGAGGGCGCCGCUGAAGCCCUUCAUGGUCGACCGGCUACGGGAGACGUACGAGGCGCAAGAGCAGAGCAAAAUUGACUGCGAGAAAAAGAUAAAGGGUCUCGUCGACAUUGUCGAGCGUCUCGAGAAGGCUGCGUAA
Colletotrichum fioriniae is the source of this 945-nucleotide messenger RNA. Lineage: Eukaryota; Fungi; Ascomycota; Sordariomycetes; Glomerellales; Glomerellaceae. The record is from RefSeq and is a predicted model, not a curated record.